UGUGCUUCUCCACUGCCCCUGUUUGUCUCCAGCACCUCCCUUCCCGCCCCCCGAAUUCUGGUACUCCUGGACACCUCGCCGCCCCCCACCCUGCCUUCCUCAGCUCCCCCCAGUUCUAGGGUCCCACACUCUCUCACUUUGCUUCAGCUGACUCAGGGCCAGAGGUGGGAGCAAGACUUGAAGACACACACACACACACACAGCCACAGCCACAGCCAGCGGGCCUCCUGGGGAGGAGAAGGAAUUCCCAACUGUAGGCUUGGGCUGCCGUCUUUUUGGAGGGUUCCACCCUCAGGGCUGUUUGCCCCAUGGGCAUGUGUCCCCAGGCGGGACUCCUGGGCUGGGUGGGCUCCACAGCGGGCACAUGGAUAGGCUGCCCACACCUGGAACACACCGGCCACCACCCCCGCCAUGCCGAUGCCACAGCCAUGGACACACCCCUCCCUAGACCUUGUCCUUUGCUGGCUCCGGAGCGGAUCGGGCAGCGGUCCUGGUGGGCCCAGCCUGAGCCAGCUAUGCAGCCGUUGCCUGCCGGGCCCUUCCCGGAGGAGGUGGCAGAGGAGGCCCCUGCCCAGCCAGAGAGCGAGCCCAAGGUGCUAGACCCGGAGGAAGACCUGCUGUGCAUUGCCAAGACCUUCUCCUACCUGCGGGAGUCGGGCUGGUACUGGGGCUCCAUCACGGCCAGCGAGGCCCGGCAACACCUGCAGAAGAUGCCCGAGGGCACGUUCCUCGUCCGGGACAGCACCCACCCCAGCUACCUGUUCACACUGUCCGUCAAAACCACCCGCGGCCCCACCAACGUGCGCAUUGAGUACGCCGACUCCAGCUUCCGCCUGGACUCCAACUGCCUGUCCAGGCCGCGCAUCCUGGCCUUCCCGGACGUGGUCAGCCUCGUGCAGCACUACGUGGCCUCCUGUGCCACCGACACGUGGGACCCCGCGCUGCCCGCCCCCGCGGCCACGGCUGUGCACCUGAAGCUGGUGCAGCCCUUCGUGCACCGGGGCCGCGCGCCCAGCCUGCAGCACCUGUGCCGCCUGGCCAUCCACCGCCUGGUGGCCGACGUGGACUGCCUGCCGCUGCCCCGGCGCAUGGCCGACUACCUCCGCCAGUACCCCUUCCAGCUCUGAUCCGCCCGGCUGCCCUCGCCUCGCCCCGACCUCCGGAGGGGACAGCGGCCCCGCUGGACUCAGGCCCUCGCUGUCCGUCCUCCGGUCAUCCUGGUGCCCAUGUGCUUCUGGCAGCUGGACCUGGAAGAACCCGCAGAAGCCAGGCUGGGGGCCGAGGAGCAGCGGGGAGUGUCACACAACUUGGAGGUCACGCCCUCAGCUCCCAUGUGGCUCCUGGUGGCGAGCCACGUGUCGGAAGAGAGGGAGCCGGCAGGCACCGGCUCACCCUCUGCGCGGGCCGGGCCCCCUCACCUGCUGCGCAGCCCCCUGAACUCCGCAGACUUUGCCUUAGACUUUGCAGGGCUCUCAGUUCGCCGGGUGGGGGGGCCCUCCUUCCAGCCCGACUUCUCAGGGAGGAUGGCGGCCAGAGGAACGGAGGUGGACAGUGACGUCCCCUGGUGGGGAGCAGGCCAGGCUGGACCCGCGCGGUUACACGUAUUUAUUUAUUUAUUCUCCUCGGGCUGGCCUCAGGGUGGGCCAGCCCCGCCUCUCUGCCCUGAGCCCCGAGAGCUCCGAGACCCCAGCCCUGCCCAGCUUCUCUGCUCCUCCCUGCGGAGGGCCCAUCCUGAGACCCCAAGCGCCAACGCCCCGUCUAUGGAUGUGUCCGCCCGUCUCCCCAGCCCUGUACACAAGGUGGGCGAAUGGACAAGCACAUGGAACCGAAGCUUCAGCGCCCAGUGGAGCCUGACAGCCCCCCUCCUCCCCCCCAGGGCAGAGCCCUGUGUCCUCAGAGCUGGUCUCCUGGCUGCCGCUCCGCCGGCCUUGCUUCCUCCCCGGAAGGGGCCCGCCUGCCCCCUGAGAGAGAAAGAGAUGCGCAUCUGAUAAGACUUUAUAAAAUAAUUAUUAUAACAAAAACAAAAAACACACAGUUUGGUAGUCCUUUAUCUUCCACUGAUUUUUCUAUAAUGGCAAUAAAAUUGUUCCUUUCGUU
Molecule: messenger RNA, 2097 nt
Organism: Myotis davidii
Lineage: Eukaryota; Metazoa; Chordata; Mammalia; Chiroptera; Vespertilionidae
Gene: CISH
Product: cytokine inducible SH2-containing protein
Biological process (GO): phosphatidylinositol phosphate biosynthetic process; intracellular signal transduction
Cellular component (GO): phosphatidylinositol 3-kinase complex
Molecular function (GO): 1-phosphatidylinositol-3-kinase regulator activity
Source: RefSeq, a predicted model, not a curated record